Molecule: messenger RNA, 516 nt
Organism: Echinops telfairi (small Madagascar hedgehog)
Lineage: Eukaryota; Metazoa; Chordata; Mammalia; Afrosoricida; Tenrecidae
Gene: RIPPLY3
Product: ripply transcriptional repressor 3
Exons: 6
Coding region: 1-516 (171 amino acids)
Biological process (GO): embryonic pattern specification; negative regulation of transcription by RNA polymerase II
Cellular component (GO): nucleus
Source: RefSeq, a predicted model, not a curated record
AUGAGACCCGCGGCGGCGGCGGGACCCCAGGAGGCGCGCGGCCGCGGCUGUCACUGUCCCGUGGACGGUCGGGAAAGACCACCUCCGCCGCAUGGGCCCGAGAGCUCCAUACUCUGGAGACCUUGGCGCCUCACAUCGGAAGAUACUGGACUGAGGAGACCAGGAAGACAGAUUGAGCCGGGGGGUGACCAACAAACGUUUGGAUCGAAGGGAGCCUUUGGGUUCCAGCAUCCUGUAAGACUUUACUUGCCCAUCUCAAAGCGUCAAGAAUAUCUUCAGAGCUCCGGGGAGAAAGUGCUGGCCAGUUUCCCAGUGCAAGCCACCAUUCACUUCUACAAUGAUGCAUCUGAUUCAGAAGAUGACGGAGAAGGAGAGGAAGAGAUCCAGCCCCCUGGCCUUCAGUGCCAAGAGGCAGAAGGCCCUGAGGGAAGAGAUGACAGACAGGCCUGUAAGGUAAACUAUGGCACUAGGAAGGUGACAAGCGAUAACUACAUCUUCGUGUCUGUGAAUAAGUGA